This is a messenger RNA of Onthophagus taurus, 1989 nucleotides long. The record is from RefSeq and is a predicted model, not a curated record. NCBI's taxonomy places the organism in Eukaryota, Metazoa, Arthropoda, Insecta, Coleoptera, Scarabaeidae.
AUGGCAGAACGAAAGAAAGUUUUAACAGUAAAUAGAGGUCAAAUAAAAGCAAGAAUUACUAGAUUUGAAACGUAUAUUGAAAAAGCGUUACCGGAAAAUGCAAACGAGGCAAGAAUUCGGUUAGAACACGUCAAGGACGCUUUAGCCGAGUUUAACGAGAUACAAUCAGAAUUAGAAUUAAUCGACGAAAACGAGCUAACAGGCAAUGAACGCGAUAAUUUUGAAAAUAAGUAUUUUGCGAUCCUAUCUAAGGCGACUGAAUUCGUGGAAAAACACAUAAUACGGACACCGACUACGUCGGCAGCGGCAAGUGAUACAAUAGAUGUUUACGCGCUUCCGAGACAAAGCGAUUCAAGUCAACAAAAAAAUGUAAAAUUACCGACGUUAGAUCUUCCUAAGUUUUAUGGUGAUUACGUGGAUUGGGUACAUUUCGAUGAAACUUUUUGUGCUUUGGUACAUAAUGAUCCGCAUAUGGAUGAUAUAAACAAAUUUUAUUAUUUGAUCAGCUGUUUAAAGGGUGAUGCGGCGAAAACAAUCGCUUCAUUAGAGAUAACGCGAGAUAACUACAAGAUUGCACGUGAUUUGUUAAAAGAAAGAUUCGAGAACAAAGAAAAAAUAAUAAAAACUCACGUAUCGGCGUUGUUCGAAUUACCAGCGAUUACAAAGGAAUCUCAUAUGCAUUUACGUCGUUUACUUGACGAUUACAACAGACACACGCGCGCAUUAAAGGCAUUAGGUGAACCCGUCGAGCAAUGGGGUACGCUUUUAAUUCAUAUCUUAGCCAGAAAAUUAGAUGAAACAACGCGAUUUAAAUGGGAAGAACACGUUGUUGAAACGUACAAAAGAAAACAAAUGCCAGAUGCACAAAGUAUGAUUGAUUUUUUAACAAACCGAUGCAAUGUUUUCGAAACGAUCGAAAGAGGCAAACCAAAAAUUGGAAAGUUAUCGGCACAUUUGACCGUCGACAAAGCGGAAGGGAAAUCACAUGAUCUACAAUUGCGGCAUAAUACAUUGUUACAUGUAGCAAAACCAAUUCCAACAGCGACAAAUAUAACACCAGAGAACACCAAAGAAAACGAUGAACAACCAACCGUACAAGCUUUGAAAGCCACCAACGAGCAGAAGGUUUUUUUGUCAACAGCGAUAGUUGAAGUAAAGAAUGGAGAAGGUAAAUGGCAAAGAGCACGAGCUUUAUUGGAUUCUGGUUCUCAAUCCAACUUUAUUACAAAUGAUUUAACCCAAAGGUUGAAACUGCACACAUACAAAGUAGAUUUGCCAGUAACAGGAAUUAACCAAACAGCUACACGUAUUACCGAAGGCGUGAGUACACCGAUUAAAUCGAUUUAUAACAAUUUCCACGCAAAUUUAUCAUUUUUGACUAUUGAGCAGAUUUCUGACGAAUUUCCAAAUUUUAGAGUAAAACAGAAGGAGAUGCAAAUACCAGCACAGGUAAAAUUGGCUGAUCCUAAUUUCUGCGAACCUAGUCAGAUCGAUCUUCUAUUGGGAGCAGGAAUUUUCGCACAGUUAGUUUCCAUUGGACAGAUCAAACUUGGCAGUGGAUUACCUACAUUACAGAAGAGCGUGUUGGGAUGGAUUGUAUCAGGACCGGUAGCGAUAUGCAAUUUAAACGUACACAACCCAAAAAUCCAUUGCAGUCUUACUAUUGACAAAAUCGGAAAACAAUUGGAGAACUUUUGGAGAAUAGAAGACUUUUCAAUCCCAAAGCCUUAUUCCAAAGAAGAGGCCAAAUGCGAGGAACUAUUUGCAAAGACAACAGUAAAAAACAACACGGGACAUUUUGUGGUACAGCUUCCAAUGCGUAUGAAAAGCACAAAAUUGGGUGAGUCACUUCAGAUGGCAACCGAACGAUUCUUAAAACUAGAAAAAAGGUUAGUCAAUGACGUAGCUACUUAUGAAUCAUACAGGAACUUCAUGGCGGAAUAUGAAAGUCUGGGACAUAUGAGCAAAAUCCAAGAAAACAUGCUGUGA